AUGCAAGAUUCAUAAACAUAUCCUGAAGAAAAAUCAUCAAUUUAAGUAUUUAUCAGAAUUAGACCCCCUAACGAACGAGAAGAUGAACAAAAUGAUCCUAUUUUAGCCCUUCCAGCAGCUGAUAAUUGCUUGGAAGGUUACAAUGCAUGCAUUUUUGCAUAUGGAUAGACAGGAGCGGGUAAAACAUAUACUAUUACAGGCGGAGGAAGCAUUGAAUAGGUAUUAAAUACAGAAAAAAGGGGUUUAUUACCUCGUGUUUUAGAAUAUAUAUUCGAGAAAUUAGAAACUCGUGAAAAAAGUGAAGAAAACUAUUUAGUAAAAUGCUCUUAUUUAGAAAUUUAUAAUGAGAAAAUAAUCGAUUUAUUAAUGGAUAAUGGAUAAACUUUAUAACUACGCGAAGAUUUAAAAAAAGGAGUAUAUGUGGAAAAUCUAAGCGAAAAAAUAACUCAAAGCCUAUCAUAAGCUAUAGAAAUAUUAAAAAAUGGAGGGAGAAACAGACAUAUAGGAAUAACUUCAAUGAAUAGAGAAAGUUCACGCUCUCAUUCUGUUUUUUCAAUUACAGUUUAAUAAAAAAAAUAAUAAUAUAAUAAUAAUGAAAACUAGUAGAUUUCAUUUCGUUGA
Messenger RNA from Ichthyophthirius multifiliis, 621 nucleotides. RefSeq names its product kinesin motor domain protein. The record is from RefSeq and is a predicted model, not a curated record. Gene Ontology annotation, molecular function: ATP binding; microtubule binding; microtubule motor activity. The transcript has 3 exons. Gene Ontology annotation, biological process: microtubule-based movement. Lineage: Eukaryota; Ciliophora; Oligohymenophorea; Hymenostomatida.